Molecule: messenger RNA, 513 nt
Organism: Cryptococcus wingfieldii CBS 7118
Lineage: Eukaryota; Fungi; Basidiomycota; Tremellomycetes; Tremellales; Cryptococcaceae
Product: protein-tyrosine-phosphatase
Exons: 4
Coding region: 1-513 (170 amino acids)
Molecular function (GO): phosphatase activity
Source: RefSeq, a predicted model, not a curated record
AUGUCCAAGCCCCAACCGCAACCCCUCAUCCAGCUUCCUGCGCUAUUCUCUACCGUCGAACCAGGCGUCUUUCGCUCCGCCUCUCCGAAUCCUGCGCAAGUUCCAUUUCUCGCCAGCUUGGGACUCAAGACGGUAGUCAGCUUGACGGCCGAGCACCCUAUAAAGCCUUUGCUGCAGUUCGUGAGGGAUAAUGGGGUAGAUUUUGUUCAUCUCGGAUUGACUCAAUGGCGAAGACCGGGGACAGAUUGGAAGCCUGUCAGAUACGAAAUCAUAAAGACUGCUCUCGAAUCUUAUGUCUUGGAUGUUCGUGCACACCCUGUGCUCAUCAUUGACCCUCUGGGCGUGCAUCAGACCGGGUGUCUCGUGGGCAGUCUGAGGAUGAUGCAAGGCUGGAAUUUUUCAAGCGCUCUUGUCGAAUAUCGAGCCCAUGCUGGCAGCAAACACCGAUACGUGGACGAACAGUAUAUCGAAGCAAGUGAUCACCCGUCUAUCUUCACUUUCGAACAAACCUAA